AGGCGUGCAGCUGCUGGGAGACACCUGGGCAGAGCGCGAGCUGCUGGUUUGGGGUUGGAGGCUGUGAUUUUCCUCUGGCGCUAAUUAAGGGGGGCAGGUGGUCGGCUUGACCGACAAAACGUUGCUCCCUGGGCUCUUUUCCCCCGCAGAGUGGAAGCUGUAACGCUUUGCCAGACCCAGACAAAAUGAAACUGACGCGCCGAAAUAGGCUGUUGUUUACAGUUAAAAUGAUUGGUUAUUGUUUUUGUCUCUUGCAGGCUCUGCAGUAUAGCUGGAAAAACAGCAAUUUACAGAAGCUCUUUAUUACCAACAUUGGACUGCACUUGCAGAUUAAAAUAUGGCAAUGGAGACCAACUUUCUAAGAGAUCAAAAUCAUAGACUAAAUGCAGCACUCAGACAGCAUCAAGCAGAGAACCUUUUGAGGACUACCUCUGUGCAGAAAAAUGUCGUAAGGGGUGAUGACACACAGGAACCGUGGCUGACUGACCAAAGCUUACUGUCCCCUCUAAUUGCUGAGUAUGAUAAACAUCUGGAGGAAAUGAGUGAACAGCUGCAAUACUAUCGGAGACAGAUGGGCGAGAUGAGACUAAAACUUGAACAAGUCAUCAAGGAAAAUGAAAGACUGUAUGAGGAAUUGAAAGAGGCUGUUGAGAAGCAGCUGGAGGCCCUUCCUUCUGGCACUCUCUUGGGGAGUGAUGUGUUUGCAGGUGAAGAAAUAGUAAGAAACCUUCAAGAUCAGUUACAACUAGCCAAUCAAGAAAAAGAGCAAGCACUAGAGCUCUGGCAGACAGUAUCACAGGAACUAGAUCAACUCCAGCAGCAGUACCAGGGGCACAUGACUGAAGCACAGAUUCAUGUGGUACAAAGACAAAAGCAAAAAGAUCAGUUGACUGGCUUUCAACAGCUGACUGAGCAACUUCGAUUAGCCAAUGAGAAAACACAGUUAACUAACCAACAAUUUUUGAAAACAGUAACAGAACAGAAUAUGGAACUAGAACAGCUACGCAAACAACUGAGGCAAGCCAAAGUAGAUGUGAGAACAGCAACUGCUAAAGUUGAUGAAAUGACCAAAUUGUUAGUGGACCUUCAAGCCCAAAUGGAGAGAAAGGAAGAAGAUAUAGUAUCUGCUCGGGAGAGAGAGGAAGCAUCAGACAAACGCUUGCAGCAAUUGCAGUCUAGCAUAAAACAGUUGGAGACAAGAUUAUGUGUAGCUAUACAAGACACUGAACAGUUGAGAACAGAGAGGUCUGUUCUUGAAAAACAAACCAGAGAGCUACAGGCAAAGUGUGCAGAUCUAGAAGAGGAAAAAUAUGAUGCUAUAGUAAAAGUCCGAGACAGCAUGCAACUCUUAGAAGAAGCUAACCUACAAAAAAAUCAGGCCCUGCUCGGAGAGAAGCAAAAAGAAAGAGAGAUAGAAAAUAUGAAAGAAGCAAUUUCUCAGCUUGUACAAGAUGCUGCUGCAAGAACUAGAAAGGAAGUAGAGAAUGCAAGGAAGCAUUACAAUAUACAGAUAUCUCGAUUAACAGAAGAACUUUCUGCUCUUCAAAUGGAAUGUGGAGACAAGCAGAGUCAAAUUGAACGGGCCAUUAGAGAGAAGCGAGCAGUGGAAGAAGAACUUGAGAAAAUUUACCAUGAAGGCAGAGGAAGUGAAUGUGAUUACAGAAAACUGGAGGAACUGCACCAAAGGUGUCUGAUUGCAGAGCGUGCAAAAGAUGACCUUCAGCUGCGUCUGCAGGCGGCACGAAACAAAAUUAAACAACUGGAAAUGAACUCCGAGGAAGAGCUAUCUCGUUCCCAGGAAAUGGUUUGCAAGCUGCAAAGCAUUCUGGAUUCUGAAAGAGAAAACUCUGGCUUUAUCAGUGAACAAAGACUAAAACUUCAUCAAGAAAAUGAACAGUUGCAUAAAGAAGCAGAGGACUUGAGGAAACUGGCCAUGGAGGCACAACAAAAAGCUAAAUUAAAGAUAAGCACAAUGGAACAUGAGCAUUCAGUGAAGGAGCAUGGGUUUGAGGUUCGACUGAAAGAGAUGGAAGUCACUAAUCAAAAUUCUACUGUUCAACUGAGACGUCUGUUGGUGGCUCAGCAAAAAGCAACAAACCGGUGGAAGGAAGAAACAAAGAAGCUUACAGAAACUACAGAAACCAGGAUCAGUAAUCUGAAAAACAUAGUUACUCUGGAGAAAGAAGCUAUUCCAAGGACAGGGCGCUGCUCUCCUCUCCCACCCGCAAGCCUCAGUACCUUACUGGACCCGUCAGUAGUUCAGGAUCCAGUUUUUUUAUUCCAGUGAGUCAGUCUCUCCAGAAGAGCCUCUACCGUCUCAUAAAGAAAGAGGCCCAGACAGAAGCCCUAAGAGAUCAGAGUUCCAUCCUCUGACAAGAUGUAACUUUCCAAGAGACAGAUGGUACCGUGUCAAGAGGUCCUCGUCAUACAAGCUGUAUUGGAUCCCUUAGGAUUCAUGUGCUAGGCACCCAGAAUCAAAACAUGAACCUUACUUACCAUGUCCUUGCCAAGACCAACCAGCCUCGUUGGAGUAUACAGAAGGUGAAGAUGAACCAGAUCCAUUGGUUCUGGGAGUGAUUUCCUCCUCUUUCCCAAAUGAUACUGUUAUCCCAACUUUACCAGCGCCGGCUGAUGGCAACAGUCGGCAUCAGGAUACUUACAAAGCAUGGUAUUUGAGCUCCAGAUACAGCUUGAACUCCUAAGCUCUUCACCUCACACUCAAGUGCCUACUCAUGUUACUUUAGAUAAAAAUGACAAGUGAAUUGAUCAGUUCAGCAAACAAACAUAUCGGACUGUCUCCAUUUAUCCCGGUCUUAUUCUUCAGCUUGUGGUGUUUUCAUCCCCAAAGACAGGUUUAUUAAAUUUAAAUAUUAAAAAAAACAUGCCACAAGUAGAGAAUGUUUGAAUAGCGCUCUUUAGUUAUUGUGUAUUACUGCAUGCAGUCAAUCCUAAUAACAUAGACAUAAAACAAAAUAUACUAGGCAGUGUUUUCAAUGUGGAUAAAGUGCAUUCAUUUUUUACAUCAGCAAAAGAAUUGUUUUGUAUGCAUGUACACUAAUGUGAGAGAGUUAAAAUGUCAUUUUUAUAGCUAUAUUCAUUUUCUGAAAUGCAAGAUGUACUCAAGUUUACACAUAAGCUAAUGUGAUUCUUUAUUAGGAAGACAAACAUUUCAAAUGUCAAUUUAAAAAAAGGAACGAUUUUUGCUCUUACAGAUAUUGGGAAAUUUAAAACAUUUUCGUUUAACAGUUCGUUGAAAAGGAAACAUUAAAAGUUCACAAGCUUGGUUUUUUAAACUUCGGAUUAACCAACAGACUCGUCACAUAUAAUACAUGUUCUAAAAUGAACCAUAAUGCUCCUGAUGUUCUUCUUGUAGUAGAUAACUGGUGAAGCAUAACUUUUUUGUUUGUAAAUAUCAUUCAACGUUUUCUAGCUGUCAGAAACAGAAUGCUCUUAGUCUGAGUUGGAGCUGAGCCCAGGUCUCCAGCUAGAACAGGGAAAAUAACCUCAGAAGUUUGUGUCCUACAAUAACUAUACAUUGCUGCUAACACACAUACUGUUUGUUUCUUUUUCUAUAGAAGGCGGCAAACUUGUCUUCGUGUAAACACCAAUAGUUUGUGUAAAGUACAGUAAAGCCGUCUCUGACCCGCAUUAACACUGGCAAUGUUUGGCAGCAUAACUCUGUUUCAAAGCUAUGUUUAACAGGAGCUAAGUUAACUUUUUCCUGCUGUACUUAGUAGGAAUUGAAUCUGAGAUAGCUGGGAAUAGAGAAGGCUUUGGAGACUGGCCAAUAAGCAGUCGAAGGUCAAGUAAGAAUCAGAGUAUGUAAUGGAUGUGGAAGGAAGACAGCAGAAGGGAAAGGUUAUUGGCCAAAUAUUGUACAUUAAGGAGGAGAGCAAUGUGUUGGUGGUAAGAGAAUUGUUGAGAAGCAGGAGAGAGAGGAUGAUGGAUAGAACAGGAUUUGUGCCUGGUUUUGACAAGAAGAGAAGAGAUAUAAAUUGGCUAAUGAGAGGAGGGAACAAGACACACUAAAAAUGUACUUGUUUAUUUAUUGUGUUUCAGGGCUUCAGCUAUGUAGUGAACGACCAAUAGUAUCAUACACUAUAGAAACUGAAGCGACAUUUAUAUUUUAGCCCUGAGUCUCCAUUGCCCUGCACCUGAGUAGUUAUUUAUACCCUACAGAGUGGGUUAGAUUUUUCUCCCUUAUCUUUGUUAUAAUAAUCUUAGUGGGUAAAAUAUUUUAGAUAGCAGUGUGAUUUUUUUUUCUCUUAGAUGACAUUGUCUCUUUACGCAUCUAGGAUGUGCGUUUUGAAAAUACCUUACUGUGACUUUAAACUUCAGUGAAAUUUGAAUUUUUCAAAAGCAUCCUGCUUAAAUGGUGGACAUAGUUUCAAUUGAAGAUGUUCACCACCUAACAUUAAUCAUUAUCUUCCAAGAGUAUGGCUGAUCAUCUUGAGUCUUCUCCCAUUUAAACCACUGUCGAAACUCCCAUUGACUUGAAUUGAAGCAAGAUUGUGCCCCUUAUUAAUGCUAUGAAACAUCACCACAUGGUCAGAUUUACAGCACUGAAUUUUAAAUUUCAUCUUAGAUGACCUGUUAAUGAGAACAGAUACUUCUAGAGAGUUGCUAAAGUUUAGGAAAUGAAGCAACUUCCACAAUCCGUAUAGAAGACUUGCGGUGAUUCUUGAGAGUAAAAUUGUUGUUGUUGCUACAACUACAGGAUUUUGUGUUGCCAAAAACUUUUCACAUAGAAUUAGCCCUCCAGAGAUAGUAGGCUGAAUGCUGAUCUAAAUAAUUUGAUUUUUAGGAUAGCUAUCCAGGGGUAAGUAAGCUUUAUGUACUCUUUUAAACCCACCAUAUACAGUAUUUUGGAAAGAUUUCAGUUUUUUUUGUGAGAGGAAGAGAAUCUUGUUUCACUUCAGGAAAAAAAACAUCAAAACACACAGCUCUUACGUGAGGUGUAAUGAACAAUACAUCUUGUCUUCCAAGUUUGUAUGCAUUAACUUAUUUGUGCAGCUGACUGUGUGUAAUUAGUUGAUUCUUGCUGAUACGUUCUAUCAUCUAUUGUAAAUAUUUGAGUAGUGGAGAAAACUUGUUUUGUAGUGUUUUACAGAAAGAUAAUUUUAAACCAUUGCAUUUGUGUGAAUAAACUAAUAUAAUCUGGUGUUUACUCCCUGUAAAUGCAUGUUGUAUCAUCCGAGCAUUAGCCAUUCAGUCAGCUAAAGCAACAUGUGAGCUGAAAGAGACAGGGGAAAAAAAGUCCAAGAACAAAGAAACUAAUCAAAAUGUUCUUCUCAAUCCAGCAUCAUAGGUCAUCCUGGCUGAUGUUGGACUUUAUUGUACACACCUUCCUGUUUAAGAAUAAAAAUUAAUUUCACUCUUCCCAGAAUGCUUUAUCUGUGAAAAUAGCCACUUUCCCUUUCAAAGUUAUGAGUAGGACAGAAAUGUUAAAAUAUUGCUGUAAUGGGUCAGAAUCUUCAGUCUUUGAUUUAGCUUCAUCAACUGCUGACAUGGGAUAUAACAAACUGUUUUUGUCAUGUCUGUUGUGGUCUUUGAACCUUCAUGAAAAAU
Messenger RNA from Chelonoidis abingdonii (Abingdon island giant tortoise), 5568 nucleotides. It is a transcript of the gene SCLT1, whose product is annotated as sodium channel and clathrin linker 1. The record is from RefSeq and is a predicted model, not a curated record. NCBI's taxonomy places the organism in Eukaryota, Metazoa, Chordata, Testudines, Testudinidae. Gene Ontology annotation, cellular component: centriole. Gene Ontology annotation, biological process: clustering of voltage-gated sodium channels; cilium assembly.